Zasmidium cellare ATCC 36951 is the source of this 951-nucleotide messenger RNA. RefSeq lists its product as uncharacterized. Bases 1 to 951 code for a protein of 316 amino acids. Lineage: Eukaryota; Fungi; Ascomycota; Dothideomycetes; Mycosphaerellales; Mycosphaerellaceae. The transcript has a single exon. The record is from RefSeq and is a predicted model, not a curated record.
AUGAAGAUCCUCAUCACAGGCGCCGGCGGCUUCGUAGGUCAACUGCUGGCCGAAUAUCUUCUCAACGACAAUCACACCGUGGUUCUGGCGGACAUCUUCGAGCCACCAAUCCCAGCGGCGGCCUCCAACAAACAGAACGCCAUUCCCAUCAAGGCCGAUCUUUACGAGUCUCCAUCAGCUGUACUGUCCAAAGACCUGGACGCUAUGUAUGUCUUCCACGGCAUCAUGUCAGCAGGAUCAGAAGAGAACCUCGAACUGGGAUAUCGUGUGAACUUGCAGAGUACCAUCAAUUUUCUGGAUGCUAUCCGAGCCACCUUACCAGGUGUGAGGUUCAUUUAUGCUUCGUCGACAGCCAUCUUCGGGCAACCGCUACCCGAAGUUCCCAGCGAGGAGACUGUACCUACACCACAGGGUAGCUAUGGCACGCAAAAGGCCAUGAUCGAGUACAUCGUUAACGACUACAAUCGUCGUGGCUACAUCAAUGCUUUCACUCUCCGCUUCCCGACCAUCUCUGUACGACCUGGCAAGCCCACUCAAGCGGCUUCGAGUUGGAUGAGUGGAAUCAUUCGAGAGCCGCUGCAAGGAAAGGAGAGCGUUCUGCCAUGUGAUGGUGAUUUCAAAGCUUGGCUGUGCUCUCCCAAGACAUUGAUUCGAAACUUGAAGCACGCCUUGACAUUGGACGGGAACAGCUUGCCACCGCAUAUCAGACAAGUCUUGCUUCCUGGGAUUACAUCUACGGUAAAGGAUAUGUUGGAUGCAUUGAGGGCAGUGGGAGGCGAGGAUGCUGUCAAGUUGGUGAAGAGGGAGAAGCCUUCGCCGGAGAUCAAAGCUAUGCUGGAUAGUUGGCCGACGACCUUCGACAUUUCCAAGGCGUUGAGUUUGGGAUUUGUUGCAGAUCAGAAUUUCAAAGGGGCUGUGGAAGACUUUGCAGAGUCGUUGAAGAAGCAGUAG